GUUUCCUCAUCAGUGAAAUCCGCAUCGCAAUGAAGCCUUCACAAUUACUUUUUGGUAUCGCUGCUGCUGUGGGUGUGAAUGCGGCUACACCUCCAGGAUCGAGUCCCCAGGUUCCUAAUUCGUUGGGUUUGGUGUUCGAUAAGAAUAUUGUAACACCAGGUGAAAUGGUUGCUCAAUCUGUCGCCGAUGCAGCACAACCCUCCCUCUUCUACACCCCCCACCUCAAACCUGGACCCCGCGGCCUCAAAAAACAUCCCCUGCCCCUCCCCCUCCCAAAGCCCUUGGACAAAACCUACCUCUUCACCCUCGUAGAUCUAAACCUCCCCUUCUUCGCCCUGCCCCCAACCACAGAUUUCGCCUCUUUGGUCCCCGGCAUCGGGAAAAACCGCACAACACGCCUCCAUUGGUUCGAAUACAACGUCCACGCCUCUGCCCCAUUCUUCUCGCUUCAAAACCAGAGUCUCCCCAUUGCCGAGUAUCAAGGUCCCAUGCCGCCAAAAGGGGAUGGAUUCCAUAAUUACGUCUUGUAUCUUUUCGAACAGCCAGAAGGGUUUGAUCCCGAGGAGUAUUUGGCGCAAGAUUACGAUGGAGAUUCUUUUGCGAGGAUGAAUUUUUCGGUAAAGGGGUUGGAGGAGAGGGUUGGUGCGGCGCCUGUUGCUGCUAAUUAUUUCUUGGUGGAGAAUGAGAAUAAUACUAGGACUGCUUGAUGUGUUUGGUAGAAGGAAGAGGAUUAGAAGCUUGUGGGUAGCUAGCAGUUUGUAGCAUUGUUUGUUCGAAUCGAAAGUCAUUGUUUUCCAGAA
Molecule: messenger RNA, 800 nt
Organism: Aureobasidium subglaciale EXF-2481
Lineage: Eukaryota; Fungi; Ascomycota; Dothideomycetes; Dothideales; Saccotheciaceae
Exons: 2
Coding region: 30-707 (225 amino acids)
Biological process (GO): regulation of Ras protein signal transduction; regulation of proteolysis
Molecular function (GO): peptidase inhibitor activity; phospholipid binding
Source: RefSeq, a predicted model, not a curated record